AUGCAUCGCUGCUUGCUCGGCGUCGUCCUACUGACCCUGCUGGGGCACCGCAACGUAUUCAGCUUCGACGCCUUGCAAGCGUCUGCGCUGAAAAACCUUCGCCGCGAGGAAAAUGAUACCCAACGUCACCACGCCCGCUGCGGCAAUGGAUGUUGCCUUGGACAGUUGUGCCAUCUUCAAGUUGCUCAAGCCCUUGGACCCUGCGUAACCGGCUUCGUUGACGUCGGCGUCGUCAUGGUGGUGGUGGUGAUGGUGGUGAUGAUGGUGAUGGUGGUGAUGACUACGAUGGUGGUGGUGACAAUGGUGGCUGUGGCAGGGGUAGCCGCAGUGGUGCCCAUGCGUCGUCUCCGAGGCAAUGUCCUCGUACACGCUGUCUUCAUCAUCCGCUUCGUCUUCGUACGUGUCGCAAUGAUGGUGAGGACGGCGGUGACCACGGUUGUGACGAUAGUAAUUAUGACCGUGACGACAACGGUGGGUGUGCGACGAGUCGAUUCCAUCGUCAUCGCCGUCGUUGUCUACGUCUGUGUCAUCAUCGUCGCUGUACCAGUGACAAUGACGGCGGUCGCAAUUGCCGCCACAACGGGACGUUCGAUGCUCACGACGAUGGCGCGUGCAAAUGUGGUGUCGACGAUCAAACCCAACGCCAUCGUCAUCUUCCGCGUCCUCGUCAAUGGUCAUGCCCGAGUCGUCUUCAUCGUCUUCGUCCGGCACCCGUCGUUCGCCGUACGCGCGGCGUUUGUGCCCGCAGAAUCCCACGUCCUUGCAAAUAGCCUUGGCGCACGUUUUGCCAGCAUUCAGCUCCUUGAGGAUCGUUGGUACACUGCGUACAAACUUGUGGCAUGCCUUGCGGUAAUGCGGGCAGUGGGGACAGAGCACCUUGACGCCAAUCUUGACUGCCUUCUCGGGAAGCCCAGCAAUGUGGCGCGUUGCGUUCACGUACUUGACGCCGUAGUAGCAGUGGGUGCAGAUGCUGCCAAUACCCUUUGA
This is a messenger RNA of Saprolegnia parasitica CBS 223.65, 987 nucleotides long. RefSeq lists its product as hypothetical. NCBI's taxonomy places the organism in Eukaryota, Oomycota, Saprolegniomycetes, Saprolegniales, Saprolegniaceae. Bases 1 to 987 code for a protein of 328 amino acids. The record is from RefSeq and is a predicted model, not a curated record. The transcript has a single exon.